CCAUGUAGCUAGAUCUGAUAUGUAAAGAUAGCCACGUGAGACUAAUUAGAUUAGGUGCGUGCGUUUGUGUGUGUGUGUGUGUGAGUGUGUGUGUGUACCCGAUGGACGAGUCUUCUCGUUGUGAAGGGAUUGAUGUGGAAACCAAAUCACUUUCUUUAGGUUUUCCCCCUCCGCAUCUUCUUCAAAAAGCUGCCGAAGGAUUGCAACAGGCGACCAUCCAUGCCAUGAAAUUGGAAAGGUCAAGUGAUUUGAUGUCGUACGGUCCACUUGAAGGCGAACGUACUUAUCGUGAGGAGUUGGCCAAAUUUCUGAGCAAAGAAUACGAAGAUCAUGUUGAUAGUGACAGUUUGUUUCCUACGUCUGGAGCAUCCCAGGGCUUAUAUAUGUUGGCAUCACAAUACUUUCAAGCUGGAGAUCUGGUGUUUGUUGAAGAGCUGUCUUUCUUUGCAGCAGUGGAGGUGCUAGGAAGGGAUCUGAAACUGCAAGUCGUAUCAGUCCCUAUGGAUGAAAACGGUAUCAAAACAACCGUGCUACAGAAACUUGUAAGUGAGAAGUUAUCAACAAACAAGGGGAAAGCAGGGAUGACAUUCAGAGCAAUGGUUUAUCUAAUUACAAUCUAUCACAAUCCAACUGGAAUAUGCUUAUCAAAAGAUCGAUGUCAUGAAAUAGUCGAAAUUGCUAGGAAGAAUGAUUUACUAGUUGUAUGCGACGAUGUUUACCAUUUGUUGCAUCUGAAUGGUGUGGUCCAUCCUCGGUUGUACUCAUAUGACAAAUGGACUGAUUCUGUCGAUGGUGGGCAUGUUGUAUCCAAUGGAACAUUUUCUAAAAUUUUUGCUCCAGGAAUACGACUGGGGUGGAUAGAAGGUCCACGACAUGUGUUGAAUAGGCUUCAGCAGAGUGGUUGGUCCUGGAGUGGUGGUGGUCAAAGUCACUUUAUGUCAGGAGUGAUUGCAGCUGUGCUGCAACUUGGACUUCAGUAUUCUCUUCUUAAAGAAGCCAGGGAACUUUACAAGAGGAAUGCUGACAGUGUAUGUGAGAUUUUUGAAGACCUUUUGCCUUCUUCCAUCAAGUUUAUAAAGCCGGAAGGAGGAUUCUUUGUUUGGCUUCAACUGCCAGAACCUCUUUGUGCUGCAGAUCUUCUUGAAAUAUGUAGGAAAGAAGAUGUUAGCUUUUGUCCUGGGGAAGUUUUCAGCGUUGAAAGACUACACAGGAACUGUUUACGCAUUUGCUACAGCAAUCUUACUCACAAUGAGGUCAUGGAAGACGUGAAAAAGCUUGUGCGAUGUCUCCAAACAGUGGUACCAGUAAAGACACCAAGCUGUUGACUUCAGCAAUUGAUGAAAGAAAUUUAUCAGGCAAACCUCUAGCUGUAGUACUAAUAUUGUAGCUAGUCUGUUGCUAAGAGAGUUGUUAUUCACUA
Messenger RNA from Corticium candelabrum, 1420 nucleotides. RefSeq lists its product as uncharacterized. Gene Ontology annotation, molecular function: L-2-aminoadipate:2-oxoglutarate transaminase activity; pyridoxal phosphate binding. Gene Ontology annotation, biological process: biosynthetic process. Bases 102 to 1325 code for a protein of 407 amino acids. NCBI's taxonomy places the organism in Eukaryota, Metazoa, Porifera, Homoscleromorpha, Homosclerophorida, Plakinidae. The transcript is spliced from 11 exons. The record is from RefSeq and is a predicted model, not a curated record.